AUGAGGUUCUCCGCGCAUCGCGGUAGCUGCACGCUCUUCGCAGCUCUCGCGAUAGCCGCAUGUCUAUUGGCCACCGGCGUGCCGUCAGCUGAAGCGUACGAUCCGCUAGAUCCAACGGGCAACAUCACGAUCGUGUGGGAUGUAACGAGCUGGGCGGGCGACGGUUACAUCGCGUGGGUGAAAAUGUACAACUACCAGCACUACCGCAAGAUUGAUCCACCUGGCUGGGCGCUGACUAACUCACUCCUCCCUUUCACCUUCCCCGCUCGUGCGCUGCAGGGAGCCGUGGCGACGAAGCAAGGCGACUGCUCCAAGCUGCAGUUUCCCGGCGGCAAGAUCCCGCACAGCUGCAUGCAGUACCCGGUGGUGAUGGAUCUCAUGCCCGCGGACCCCUUAAAGCCGGAAGCGCCGGGAGUGCUGAAGAACUGUUGCAAGGCAGGCUACCUCGGCGCCAACAAGACCGACCCCGGGCACUCGCUCGCCGCAUUCAUGAUCAAUGUUGGGAAUGCCACGAGCACGGUGUGGAACUUCGUCCCUCCCGGCAAUUUCAGCCUGGGCGUUGACGGAUACAAGUGCACAGACCCCUUCCAAGUCAACUCUACCAUCUAUACCGACCCUACCACGCGCCGGGAGACCCAGGCGCAAGUGACCUUCCACAUAGUCUGCACCUACAGCUCGAUUCAGAAACGGGAUCCGCCGAAAUGCUGCGUGUCCUUAUCCUCGUUUUACAGCGACACGAUAAUACCGUGCGCGAGCUGCGCGUGCGCGUGCGGGAACUACUCGUCGAGCUCGAUUGUGUGUGUGCCGACGGGCGGCAAAGUGCCGUAUCUGAUGUCAACGCCGAGUGGGGAUGGCCUGGAGCUCAAGACUGAUAAAACGGCUGUUGAGUGCAGCCCGGAUGGAUGCCCCAUCAGCAUUCACUACCACUUCAAGCAAAAUUACGAAGGUUUUUGGAGGUCCAAAAUCACGAUCAUCAAUAGGAGCCUGUGGGACAACCACACCAACUGGAAUGUCGUUGUGGAGCAUCCGAACAUGGGCAACCUGACAGACGUGUUCAGUUGGAAGGCAGAGAACAUUCUGCCCUAUGGAGUGAACAACACGGCCAUCUUCUGGGGCAUGAAGCAGUACAACGAUGUGCUCAUGCCAGCUGGCAAGGGCGGCAAUGUGCAGUCGGAAAUGCUCUUUGCCAAGACGUCAGAGUUCACGCUUGAAGACGGAUGGGUCUUCCCUAGGGUGAGUUCUGGGGAGGCAUGUUUAUUAUGUUGGGAUUCAAGAAACCUCCUUUUUACCUUAUGA
Closterium sp. Naga37s-1 is the source of this 1296-nucleotide messenger RNA. NCBI's taxonomy places the organism in Eukaryota, Viridiplantae, Streptophyta, Zygnematophyceae, Desmidiales, Closteriaceae. The record is from the annotation of a GenBank genome assembly.